This is a messenger RNA of Iphiclides podalirius (scarce swallowtail), 1191 nucleotides long. The record is from the annotation of a GenBank genome assembly. Lineage: Eukaryota; Metazoa; Arthropoda; Insecta; Lepidoptera; Papilionidae.
AUGCCCGUCGCGAGCCUUUUAGCUGUAUCGUCAGUAACAGCAAUAAGAGUUCCAGUUACUAAGAAUGAAGAUAACGCUAGUGCCUCAGUAUUAAGUGCAAACGAACCCAACCAGCCAAUUUACUACACGCAAGAGGAUAUAAAUUUACCAACAUAUCUCAUUCCACCUGAUACCCAAAGGCAGGAGGAAGUUAUACUCGAUGUUGCACCAAAACUAGCCACGUAUUUGUUACCACCGUCAACCGGGAAGCAAUCUGAUUACUAUUACGAUGGAACGGGUACCGCUCAACAGAGUGAUUGGUACCCCAUAGCAAAAGUUUCUCAAAACUCACCAGACGUCGUACCAAUAAUUCUACCUGAAUUGAACGAGACGGAAGCCCUCAAAAUAAUCGAGAACGUAAGAAAUGGCAAGGCACUACAACACGAACAGUUUUCUCUUCCAACGCCUUCGACAAAAUUAGAGCCUCCUGCUCUUAAUGCACCUAAUGAGUAUGUGGUCUUAAACUCGGAUGAAGUAGAAUUACCCGUAAACGCGUACAAAGUACCUACAAAACUCUAUCCUAAAAAGUAUACAGAAGGAUUCACACCGGUUCCCAUUCCGGUAUCCCAAUUCGUUGAUGAUUACUCUAGUGAAAUUCCAAAAGCGAGGCCUUUAAAACCAUUUCAUCCAAUCUUGAGUGUAAACGAUGAAUAUGCCCCAUCUGAUGAUAAAAAAAGUUAUCUCUACGAACAGUUAGAAAAGGGACGCAAGGAAAGCGAAGCUAAAUCACCAGAGAAGCAUCAUUCUACUUCGGACGAGUCUUAUGAAGACCAACCAUUUAAACCACAAUUGAGUGAGCAAGAAACUUCGGAAAGCCAUUUAAGAUAUCCUGAACGAAGCGAGUACGCAGCGCCGCUUGGCCAAGACUCGCCGCGACCAGCCGCACUCAAGAUUAAAGAGCACCCUCCUCCCCCUCCUGGGGAACGGACGGAGUUCCGCAUGCACGGCAUGAAAGGCCCGCAUAGCUACCAAUUCGGAUACGACACCGGCAAAGGUAAAAACCGACAGUUCAGAUACGAAGAGCGCGAUAAUGAUGGCCACGUCCGCGGCCAUUACGGUUACGUAGGUAAGAACGGGAAGCUGAGGGUCGUCAACUAUGAUGCAGACCCAGAGCACGGUUUCCGAGCCCAAGAGCCGGUUGAGAAAGACGAG